UAAUGCGACUUUUUGAAUGCCAGCCAUCAUCAAAUCCAUCCAACGAAGAAGAAAGAGGAGGAAGUAGCGUGCUGCUGUUGUGUUGGGUUGAGCAUCUCCGUUUCUCAGCUAAGCGUUUCUCAAGUUCAGUGAUAAGCCAUGACAACAGACUCCUCCCUCCUCAACUCUGAGCUGGAGUUACAGCAGCAAGAGGAGCUGUAUCAACAGCUGCUUUUACAGACAAUGGGACAGAUGCAGACUGAAAACCCAGACUCCAAAGUUAUUCGGCCACUUCCUGGCAUAUGUGUCAAGACUGUCUCCGAGGCAGACAAAAGGAAGGUCUUUGUUAACAUCUGUCAGUCACAUUCAGUCCCACAGCCUCCAGAGCUUUCCAGAGAGGAGCUUGUAGAGCUGCUUCAAUCAGAAGAUCCCAGUGGCUUCAGAGUUCCCAUGAGUCUAGGCGAGCCACACACAGAAGUAGACAACAGUUCUCAGGGUUGCACAGCAUAUGAUGUAGUCGUCAACCAGGAGUUCUUCCAGAAGUGCCAGAAGGAUCCCCUCUUUCAGCAGUUUGUAAUUCUAGUAUCUUUGGAGGGUUUGGAGAACAAAUACAGUCUGGAACUAAGUAGAGACUGGAAGGUGCUCAAAAACAGAAAGUUUUUGGGUUCUGUCAGCGAGCAGAACAUCCGGACGAAAAGCAGGCCAGUGAUUCAGGAGCUGCAGCCUCAGGAGAGCGUCACUGCUACAGCUAGAAGACCUGAGUUCACUUUGCUUGUGGAGCCCCCUGUUGGUGAUCCAGAGUACCUCAUCGCAGAGAUCAAGCUCCCUGGGGUGCUCUCUUCUCGCUCUCUGGUUCUGGAUGUCGGCGAGGAUCGACUGGUGUUGUCAGCUCGGCCAUCACUAUUUUAUCUCGACAUCUUCCACCCAUUCCUAAUCAACCAGGAAAAAAGUGUGGCACAGUACAACAUCAGAACUCAGAUCCUUACAGUCACUAUGCCUGUGGUGUCUUCAUAAAAUUACUAAAGUAAUGUUCUGUUGUUUUUGUCUUGUUCAAACACAGUGUACCAAUAAUAAAAAUAUAUUUAUAAA
Molecule: messenger RNA, 1068 nt
Organism: Cheilinus undulatus (humphead wrasse)
Lineage: Eukaryota; Metazoa; Chordata; Actinopteri; Labriformes; Labridae
Gene: pih1d1
Product: PIH1 domain containing 1
Exons: 11
Coding region: 139-993 (284 amino acids)
Biological process (GO): rRNA processing; box C/D snoRNP assembly
Cellular component (GO): cytoplasm; ribonucleoprotein complex; R2TP complex
Source: RefSeq, a predicted model, not a curated record